AUGGCUUCCAGGCAACUCAUAAAGCACGCCACUGAUUGGGCCGUCAUUCUGAUAUCAAUAAUCGCGGCUCUUCUUCUAUCAGAUGUCAAUCCAGAUUUCCACACAUUUUGCGUCCUCGACAUGAACCUGUCAUACCCUUUCCGCCCCUCAAAACUUAGCCUUCCUGUCUUUAUCCUGCUUUCCAUCAUCCUUCCCGUAAUCACCAUCAUUUUGGUCACUAUUUUCACCCCAUUCCCGUCUAUUCAGAAUAGCGAAAGAAAUUCUCGAGCGCGGAUUCGGAAAUUAAGAUCUCUGAAUGCAGCGCUCUUGGGUCUCGGCGUCAGCUUAGGAACCUCGACAGUAGUUUUCACAGGUGUGAAAAGUCUGACAGGGAAACCUCGUCCCAACAUGUUGUCCAUAUGCGACCCAGACCUGGAGAAUAUUGUAAAGUACACUGUUGGUGGCGUUGGUGUGGAGUUCAAUAGGUUGUGGGUCAUGGUUACACUUGAUAUUUGUCGGCAGAGAGACACAGCGGCCUUGAGGGAUGCAUUUCGAAGUUUCCCUAGUGGAUAUGCAACUAUUGCAUUCGCAGGGCUAUGGUACUUGUCUCUUUUUCUCUGCCACAGAUUCGGCGUCGAGAUCCUGCCCUCAUCAUCACCACGCAACAUCCAAAACAUUCCCAGGCUCGAAAACGAUGAGCAGCAUGAACCACUUUUGCCGAGUGAGGCGCAACUCAAUGAUCGUGCUUCGAGGCCAGAUAGCAAUCAACUAGAAGCGUUGCCAGUCUAUAAGUUGCUGUUGCCGUACGUUCCACUUGGGCUUGCUAUUUUUAUUGCCGGAACGAGGUACUUUGAUUUCAGGAAUCACGGUUUUGAUGUUCUGGCGGGCGCUUUUGUUGGGUCUGUUACUUCCUAUGUUGGGUUUAAGAUGUACUCCACGGGUAAUCUCCUCACUUGA
Molecule: messenger RNA, 936 nt
Organism: Mollisia scopiformis
Lineage: Eukaryota; Fungi; Ascomycota; Leotiomycetes; Helotiales; Mollisiaceae
Exons: 3
Coding region: 1-936 (311 amino acids)
Biological process (GO): phospholipid metabolic process
Molecular function (GO): phosphatidate phosphatase activity
Source: RefSeq, a predicted model, not a curated record